Molecule: messenger RNA, 2163 nt
Organism: Aphanomyces invadans
Lineage: Eukaryota; Oomycota; Saprolegniomycetes; Saprolegniales; Verrucalvaceae
Exons: 2
Coding region: 1-2163 (720 amino acids)
Molecular function (GO): protein binding
Source: RefSeq, a predicted model, not a curated record
AUGGGCAACAACCAGAACGUGGGCGUCCAGAACCCUGGUCCUCAGCAAUUGGCGGGAGGCAGUGCGUCGCGCGUGGUGGAGAUGCUGGAGAGUGCCAAGAACGAAUUUGAGAGCGUCCUGCAGCAACUGAACAUCGCCAAGAUCGAAAACUUGGAGUUGGAGCGCAAGAUCACGGCCCAGGUGGCGGAGAUGGAUCAGAUCCAACAGACUAUCAAGGCGUUGGAGCAGAACCAGCGCCGCAUUCGGCAGCAGUACGACGACGACGUACUCCGGCUGCGCCGGCAGCUGGAAGGCGGUAAGAUGAUGCCGCCUACACAACAGCAGAAGCGACCCCGUGACGACCAGAACGGAUCUCAGUCGAUGCCUCCGCUGCAAGUCAACACGGGGCCUCCGAUGCUUCCGUCGCGAGGCCCUCGCGGCACGAGUCCGGUGCGUGUGGCGCCAGCUCCUUCAAUGGGCCGUCCAGCUGGGCUGGACGACCGUGACCGCUCUCGGUCCAUGCAGCCUCAGCACCAGGGUCCGUUGGACCGCAGCCAGGAGCGUCCGAUGCAGCCUCAGUCGUUGGCGCCGUUGGAAGGGUCGCUGCACACCCCCACUGGUCGCCGAGGCCCCAUGCCUGGCUUGUCUUCUCGUAGCAACGACCAAGACGGCCGGUCUGGAGAAGACCUCCGCGACCGCCAGUCGCGAGAACAGUUGUCGGACCGCGACAACCAAGGCCGUCGCAUGCAGAUCCAAGGCCCCCCUGGCUCAGGAGGCAGCAAUGCCACCAGCAACAACAUGGGCGGAGAAGGGUCAGCGAGCUCUUCGCCGGUGCUGAAGAAGAGCAAGUCGACAAGCGGCAGCUCAGAGAUCCGGUCGUCGAAGAGCGGUUCGUCGAACGGGGGUCCUUCGUCGGGCCAACCGAGUCAUGGGUCUGCGCUGUCUGGUGGAGCGUCGUCUGGUGGGUCCGGCCAGGGUCUGCCGUUGCCGUCGUCGUCGCACAAGAUGCACCACUUGAGCAAGAUCAACUCGUCGGAGAACGGGUCAGAGGCGCUGCCGUCGUCCAGCAAUAGCGGUCCGUCGACGCCUCCGGGCUCGAGCAGUGGCGUCCCGACGGGAGCGUCGACACCGAACGUGAAUGGCUCGUCGACGUCCAAGCAGAGCAAGGUGAAGUGGGCUCUGACGUACACGAACAGCAACAAGGGCCCGGGAGUGGCGGACACGGAGCGUCCGGUGGUGGAGAUGUUCCAUACGUUGGACCACCAGAGCGUGGUGUGUUGCGUGCGUUUUUCGGCGGACGGGACGAAGUUGGCGACGGGGUGCCACAAGACGGCGCAGGUGUUUGACGUGCAGACUGGCGCGCGCACAUUUUGGGUGCAGAGGCCAGCGAUCAAGGAGACGGCGGCGCCUGCAAACGAGGCGGAAGACGCGUAUGUCCGUGCUGUGUGUUUUUCGCCGGACGGCACUAAGUUGGUGGCUGGGAUGCCCCAGAACACGAUUCGAAUUUGGGACAUGGCGUCGAACGAAGAGGCGCCGCCGCUCAUCGGCCACGACGCCGAGAUUUAUUCGCUGGACUAUGUGGGCAACCACAUUGUGUCGGGGUCGGGCGACCGAAAGGUGCGACUCUGGGACGCUCGCACGGGUCAGUGCCAGGCUGUGUUUGGCAACGAGAGCGGAGGUCCGUCGGAUGGUGUGACGAACGUGGCGUUGUCGCCGGACGGCCGCUUGUUGGCCGCGGCGUCGCUGGACAAGGUCGUGCGAAUCUGGGACACCCAAACGACCGAGUUGAUGGAUCGAUUGGAAGGUCACAAUGAUUCAGUGUACUCAUUGGCAUUUUCCCCGGAUGGCAAGAACAUUAUCUCUGGCUCACUGGACAAGAACAUCAUGUUGUGGGACGUGUCGGCAUCCGGACGCACGACGGCUCGUCCUCGCUUGCUCUUCCAAGGCCACAAGGACUUUGUCUUGUCCGUGGCUUAUACUCCCGAUGGACGUUGGGUCAUGAGCGGAUCAAAGGACCGGUCUGUUAUGUUUUGGGAUUAUCGUACUUCGCGACCCGUGUUGACCAUCAGCGGCUACCGCAACUCGGUGAUCAACGUGCAUUCGUCGCCAGCGUCGCCGUAUUUUGCCACGGGUAGCGGCGACUCGUUCGCGUGUAUCUGGAAAUACCAGUGCCAAACAAUUUAA